AUGGCUUCCACUGUAAGGCUGCUUCUUCUGCUUAUUGCCUCGUUGUUUCUGGUUCCAGAAUCUCUUUUGGCCCAGAAUGAUGACGGAAAAGUAGCUGUAGGUGCUUCUUUCGUUGCAACUGCAGGUAACAACUCCUCAUGGCUUUCUCCUUCUGGUGAUUUCGCCUUUGGUUUUCGACAACUUGAAAACAGUGAUAUUUUCCUGCUUUCUGUAUGGUAUGCUAAGAUUCCAGACAAAACCAUAGUUUGGUAUGCCAAUGGAGAUAGUCCUGCAGCUGUAGCUAAGGGUUCAGUUGUGAAUCUGACUGCUAACAGUGGACUAGUGCUUACAAGUCCUCAGGGUGUUCAGCUUUGGAGAUCUGAGUCCCUCUCUGGAGUUGUUGCCUUUGGGGUCGUAAAUGAUACAGGCAACUUUGUUCUUCAAGAUGGGUUAUUACAGCUUGUCACCGUAAACUUGCCAACUGAGUUUGCCAACCGGCCUUACUAUGCAAGUGACACAACUGGUGACUUAAAUUCUUCUACUGCUGGUACAAAGCUGGAGUUCAAUAGCUCAGGCUACAUGUAUGUUUUGAGAGAGAAUGGUGAAAAAGUCAAUAUCAAAGAAGCAGACAGAGUCUCAGCCAGAAGCUUCUAUCUAAGAGCAACUCUCAACUUUGAUGGGGUUUUUGCACUAUACUCUCACCCAAAAAGUAUCACUGGUAACGUAAGCUGGAGUCUUGUUUGCUCAGUGCCAGAUAACAUAUGCAGUAUGACUGUUGAAUCAGGUCUUGGUGUAUGUGGCUACAACAGUAUCUGCUCUCUCCAAAAUCAGAGACCAACCUGUGAAUGCCUAACGAGAUACUCAUUACUGGAUCCGAGUGAUCCGUAUGGGAACUGCAAACCGGAUUUCAUUCAAGGCUGUGAGGAAGAUGAUCUGACUGUUACAAAAGAUCUAUAUGAAGUACUGGUGCUGACAAAUACUGAUUGGCCAACCUCAGACUAUAUGCAGUUAAAUCCUUCUACUGCGGAAAGUUGCAAUGAGUCUUGCUUUGGAGAUUGUAUGUGUACUGUUGCCAUUUACAGAGCUGAUACCUGUUGGAAAAAGAAGUUACCUCUUUCAAAUGGGAGACAGGACGGAGGGCUUAAUUCACAGGCCUUCAUCAAAGUGAGGAAGGGAAAUUUUACUCUACCGCCUCAAAUGCCAAGCCCGGAUGACAAGAAGAGGAAGAAUCAAACCACUUUGAUACGCAUUGGAUCAGCACUACUUGGUACCUCAGUCUUUGUUAACUUAAUUUUAAGUGCUAUAGUUUGUCUGGGUUUUUUCUUCAUUUACCAAAAGAAACAUGUAAGGGGUAUGUCUAACAACCAAGUUUUGGACGCGAAUCUGCGCGCUUUUAGCUAUGAAGAGCUUAAAGAAGAAACAAAUGGAUUUAAUGAAGAGUUAGGAAAGGGUGCAUUUGGAGUUGUUUACAAAGGAAUACUGCAAACUGGUUCUGGUGUCCCAGUGGCAGUUAAGAAGCUAUAUUUUGUGUUACAAGAUAGUGAGAAGGAAUUCAAGACGGAGCUGAACAUAAUUGGUCAGACACAUCACAAGAAUCUGGUUAGACUUGUUGGAUAUUGUGACGAGGGACAAGAGCGGUUACUAGUAUAUGAAUUCUUGAGCAAUGGCACAUUAGCAAACUAUCUUUUUGCUGAUACCAGACCAAGUUGGAGGCAAAGAAUUGAUAUUGCUUAUGGAGUUUCGAGAGGACUUCUGUACUUACAUGAAGAGUGCAGCACGCAGAUUAUCCACUGUGACAUUAAGCCUCAGAACAUUCUGCUAGAUGAUUACUACAGUCGGAUAGCUGACUUCAGAUUGGCAAAGCUUUUAAUGAUGAAUCAGAGCCAGACUCAAACAGCCAUAAGAGGAACAAAAGGUUAUGUUGCACCUGAGUGGUUCCGGAACAUGCCAAUCACUACCAAAGUCGAUGUGUACAGCUUUGGUGUGGUGCUGCUAGAGGUCAUUUGCUGCAGGAGAAGCGUUGAAAUGGAAAGUGUGAUCGAAGAGCGUGCAAUUUUAACUGAUUGGGUUUAUGAUUGCUACCUCGAAGGAGUCUUGGAUGUUGUUGUAGAUUAUGAAGUUGAGGCCUUGAAUGAGAAAACAAAGCUGGAAAGACUCAUCAUGGUUGCUCUUUGGUGCAUUCAAGAAGACCCUUCUGUUCGACCGACUAUGAGGAAGGUUAUGCAGAUGCUGGAAGGAUUAGUGGAAGUGCAUGUUCCACCAAGUCCAUCACCAUACAGCAGAACUGGCUGAAACCGACUCUGUUUGAUCAGCAUUGUGUAGGUUUCCUGUUGUUAGUGUCUAUGUAGUUGUUUUAGUAAUAAGUUUGUAGACGCUUUUUUUCAUCAAAUGCAGUUUAGAAGCUGUAAGUUAUGAUCUUGUUGGGAAUAAUAAUGAAGUCAUUUCCAAACCUUCAAGUUC
Molecule: messenger RNA, 2439 nt
Organism: Argentina anserina (silverweed cinquefoil)
Lineage: Eukaryota; Viridiplantae; Streptophyta; Magnoliopsida; Rosales; Rosaceae
Product: G-type lectin S-receptor-like serine/threonine-protein kinase RLK1
Biological process (GO): protein phosphorylation
Molecular function (GO): protein serine/threonine kinase activity; ATP binding
Source: RefSeq, a predicted model, not a curated record